Molecule: messenger RNA, 3729 nt
Organism: Myodes glareolus (Bank vole)
Lineage: Eukaryota; Metazoa; Chordata; Mammalia; Rodentia; Cricetidae
Source: RefSeq, a predicted model, not a curated record
ACCCUUCAUCACAUCAGAGUGAGACUUUUCCAUAAGGAUGGGAAACUCUGAGGUGUGCUCAGAGUGAGCUGAGACUGCCUUUGGUGUCUGACGGAAGGUUUUCCUCCAUCCCAGUCUGUGGCCACCUGUGACUGGAUCCUGAACUCACCGGGAGGAAGGAGCUUCUGCUUGCAGCUGGCUGCUGUCACCUUCCUCAUCUGCCCCCACACAGUGGACAGUGUCUCCACCCUUUCCCCCCGUUAUCCUUAGCCUGUUAGUUACCAGUGUCCUCUAUUCUAUCUAGUGUGACCUGGGCAAGGAUUGGAGCCUGGAAAUGGCCUGUGCCCAGAACAAAUUUCUCUUUGACUCUCGAAGUGGAAUCAACAGGUUAGCAGGCUCAGGUAUCGGCAGUUGCUCAUAGGAGUCAGAGGUGACUGACUAGGACUAACCAGAUCAGCUCAAAUCCUCCCUGUGCUCUGCAGAGGUGAGGGGGGCUGAUGGACUGGGCAUCAAAAAUGUGCACUAGGGUCUGCCACAGGUGGUCCUGUGUGAUCCACACACACAGACCCACUGAGGGGGCCCUGUGUGAUCCAUACACAUAGACCCACAGAGGGGAGCAGCAUAGGGCCUGGCUCUUGGCAGGGCUAAGGAGGAGGACAGGUGUGCCCCCACAGAGCACAGGAGCAGGCUGUGGAUGAUCACAUGGUUUCCCAGUGGGCUUCAGUCAGCUUUACUGUACUGAGAUUUUGAGGCUUGAAGCAUUACCCUUGUGACACCUUAGAGUUCCCAGGCAUGCAGAUCAGGGCAGCCUUUCUCGGGACUAGAGGCAGCUGUCUUUAGGAAAGGACCUACAGGUCUCAGACACAUGCCAAGGAGGGACUGUGCCAUACAGUGUCCAGAGAGCAGGUGCUGCCUGAGAGAAAGGGGCUGGGCCGUGGAGCCUGUCAAGCCAGUGUGGAUCAGCCUGGGUGGGGGUGGAGGUGCAACAGGCUUGUAUCCAGAGGUUAGGGUCAGUCUGGCUAUCGGCCACACCAGAUUUGGUGACGCCAAGGACAGAGAUAAGGAAGGGCUGGAGACCAUUUUCACCCUGGCCUUCGUUGCACCUGGUGACUUGGAGGUGGCCUGUGUGUCACAAAUUGUCCAGACUCUUACCUUGCAAAGUAUCCUGAGAGCUGGCGGCAGCCACAUCUUAUUUGUUGGGAUGCAGCACUGUGCAGAAGGUGAACUGAAAAUCACAAACCACGCCUUCAGUCCCAGCACUAGGGAGGCUAAGGCCGGAGGAGCCUAAAAAGGGCAACCUGAACUACACAGAAAGUUGCAGAAAAGCCUGGGCUACAAAGUGAGAACUUGUCUCAAAGGUAAAGGCCGGCGAGUGCAGCCUCAGUGGUCCCCUCCAGCAGGGACUGAGUCCUGCAAGCUUCGCCUGUAUAAUAGCCUCACCCGGAACAAGGAUGUAUUUAUACCUCAAGAUGGGAAGAAGGUGACGUGGUACUGCUGUGGGCCGACUGUGUAUGAUGCAUCUCACAUGGGACAUGCCAGGUCUUACAUCUCUUUCGACAUCCUGAGGAGAGUGCUGAGGGAUUACUUCCAGUACGAUGUCUUUUAUUGCAUGAACAUCACGGACAUUGAUGAUAAGAUCAUCAAGCGGGCGCGGCAGAACUACCUGUUUGAACAGUAUCGGGAACAGAAACCCCCAGCUGCCCAGCUCCUGAAGGAUGUCCAUGCUGCCCUGAAGCCAUUUUCAGUCAAGUUAAGUGAGACAACAGACCCCGACAAGAGGCAGAUGCUGGAGCGGAUCCAGAACUCUGUGAAGCUUGCCACAGAACCACUGGAGCAGGCUAUGCACUCCAGCCCCUCUGGAGAGGAAGUAGACAGCCAUGUGCAGGUAUUGCUGGAGGAAGCAAAGGACUUGCUUUCUGACUGGCUGGAUUCUACAGGUGGCAGUGAGGUGACUGACAAUUCUAUUUUCUCCAAACUGCCCAAGUUCUGGGAAGAAGAGUUCCACAAAGACAUGGAAGCCCUGAAUGUUCUCCCUCCUGAUGUCCUAACCCGGGUCAGCGAGUAUGUGCCAGAAAUUGUGAACUUCGUCCAAAAGAUUGUGGACAAUGGUUAUGGCUAUGCUUCGAAUGGGUCCGUCUACUUCGACACAGCCAAGUUUGCUGCUAGUGAAAAGCACUCCUAUGGGAAGCUGGUGCCUGAGGCCGUUGGGGACCAGAAAGCUCUUCAGGAAGGGGAAGGUGACCUGAGCGUCUCUGCUGACCGCCUCAGUGAGAAACGUUCUCCUAACGACUUUGCCCUAUGGAAGGCCUCCAAGCCAGGAGAGCCGUCCUGGCCUUGCCCCUGGGGAAAGGGUCGUCCGGGAUGGCACAUAGAGUGCUCCGCUAUGGCAGGCACACUCCUGGGAGCCUCAAUGGACAUUCAUGGCGGAGGGUUUGACCUUCGCUUCCCCCACCAUGACAAUGAGCUGGCGCAGUCAGAGGCUUACUUUGAAAAUGACUGCUGGGUCAGGUACUUUCUGCACACGGGCCACCUGACUAUAGCAGGCUGCAAGAUGUCCAAGUCACUGAAAAACUUCAUCACCAUUAAAGACGCCUUAAAGAAACACUCAGCUCGGCAGCUGCGGCUGGCAUUCCUCAUGCACUCUUGGAAAGACACACUGGACUACUCCAGCAACACUAUGGAGUCUGCACUUCAGUAUGAAAAGUUCAUGAACGAGUUUUUCUUAAAUGUGAAAGACAUCCUCCGAGCUCCUGUAGACAUCACUGGUCAGUUUGAAAAAUGGGAAGCUGAAGAAGCGGAGCUCAAUAAGAACUUCUAUGACAAGAAGACAGCAGUUCACGAAGCCCUGUGUGAUAACAUUGACACACGCACUGCCAUGGAAGAGAUGCGGGCUUUGGUCAGUCAGUGCAACCUCUACAUAGCAGCCAGGAAGGCUGAAAGGAGGAGGCCCAACCGGGCUCUGCUGGAGAACAUUGCCAUGUACCUCACCCGCAUGCUGAAGAUCUUUGGGGCCAUAGAGGAGGAGAGCCCCCUCGGUUUCCCAGUUGGUGGACCUGGAACCAACCUGAAUCUCGAGUCCACCGUCAUGCCCUACCUGCAGGUAUUGUCAGAAUUCAGAGAAGGCGUGCGGAAGAUUGCCCGAGAGAAAAAAGUCCUUGAGGUUCUUCAGCUCAGUGAUGCCCUCCGGGAUGACAUCCUGCCUGAGCUCGGGGUGCGGUUUGAAGAUCAUGAAGGACUGCCAACAGUGGUGAAGUUGGUAGACAGAGACACCUUACUGAAGGAGAAGGAAGAGAAGAAAAGGGCUGAAGAAGAGAAGAGGAGGAAGAAAGAGGAGGCGGCCAGGAAGAAACAGGAGCAAGAAGCAGCUAAGCUGGCCAAGAUGAAGAUUCCACCCAGUGAAAUGUUCCUGUCAGAAAUCAACAAGUAUUCCAAAUUUGAUGAAAAUGGUCUGCCUACCCACGACAUUGAAGGCAAAGAGCUGAGCAAGGGACAGGUCAAGAAGCUGAAGAAGGUCUUUGAAGCCCAGGAGAAACUGUACAAGGAGUAUUUGCAGAUGUUGCAGAAUGGCAGCCUACAGUGAUGCCACAGCAACCCAGAAUGGGUAUACCUACCAGCCUGGCCACCAUGGACCAAGAGACACACCUACUCAGGCCCUGUGCCCUGGUCAUGUUUACAGCUGUUCUCACACCUGAAUCAGACAGAGUGGCAGCAGCUCUGGGACACUGAUAAUAAAUUCUUCUGAACAUUGAA